UACCACUGUGUUUUGCUGUCUCAGCAAUCUCCAGUCGGCGUCGAUGAAGCUGGGAGCCUGAUGGCUCGAACCAUUCUCUGCUUCAUGGCCUUUUGUUUCGCACCCAGUACGGUAGAACUUAACUUUGUCGAAUACGUGACUUCUUGAGAAGCACGUUCUUCCUCGCCGUUUUGCUUCAAUUAUAGAUAGUUUCGCACAAAACAUGGCCACAAGGAGGGGCGGCGCCAGCGAGAGGCUGGACGACAUGACGAGUUUGAUGCGCUGGACGAAAUUGGAUAUGGGCGACCUGAUUGCCGUGAGCAAUAGGAUGGGUCUGCAUGUGAACGAGUUGAAUGCGGUCUGCCAUAACACGGAGAUGACACCGAACGAAUUGAUGGCAAAGUGCAACCAGAUGGGUAUGACUGUUCGCGUCAUGAUGACCAGGAGCAAACAGAUGGGGAAGAGUCCUCUCGAAUUUAUGGCACUCCAAACCAGAAAGGAGACUGGAACAGGUCUGAAGACCACCUCGACGGGAAUGGGUGGUGGGCCGAAGACGAGCGAAGUGACGAGUACGGGUAACAAGAACGGGUCCAGCGAGGGCACAGUAGAAAAGAGUAAAUGGUUAUCCAGAAUCACACCCUCAGGAAUCGGCACCAAAGUCCAAAAGUCGCAGCAACCAGACGACAAGAAGUCCAAUGAGCAGCCGCAGAAACGGGGGAAACAUCCAUCCAGGGAACUCCUAGCAGCACUGCGCAAAAUGAUAUUGGCCGACGCAGAACCAUUCCGCCAGGAGCGACCUGACUUUUGCGCCGAGCUUGAUCGUCGUGAACAAGCUGGAGUUGACGAGAAAGCAUUAGUAAAGCUGCUCCUGCAGCAAAUCGGCUUUGAGUAUAACCAUUCGAAGAACCUGCAGAUCAAUGUAGCAGAUUUGCGGACUACUGUAGCAGAUUUGGAAAAGGCGAAGACCGAAUUGCAAGUCAUAAACUAUGAACUUCUUGGCGACAAUAGCGAUUUGCUAGAACGAGUAGACUGGAGAAGCUCAACGCAGACGCGAGAUGAGUACGAGGUCAAGAUGGAAAAUCAGAAGCGGGCCGUGAAAAAUGCGAUGCAUGAGCUUCGUGAGACUAAAAAAGAGCUCCUGAAGGAAGUUUUGGACUUGAAAAAGGCCGGCAAAACCGUCCCAGCAGGAAGUGACGUGGGAGAGAGAUUUGGCAUGGAUUUCUCCACCUUCCAGGAUGAGCGCCGUGGCGGGAUAACAGAAGAGGACGUCGAAGCCAGAAUAAAUGAGAUGCAGGUAGAGUGUCAGGGGAGACUCGACGAAAUGCAAAGGCAGCAUAAUGACCAAUUAGUCAAUCUGCGACUGGAGAUGAAAGCAAAGGUCCAAGAGGAGCAUGAGUUUGAGAUGAGCGAUCUCCGCAGUCAGUAUGCCUUGAACAUGGAUGGCCUCAAAGGCGAUUUGAAGAGGGUCGAAAAGAUCCAUCGAGACACUGUUGCCAAGGCCAAGAGAGAAUACGAAGAUCAGGUAAACAGGCUUAACACCCAGAUAUUUACAAUGAAAGGUGGCAUCGAUAAGGCAGAAAGUGACCACAACUGGUCAUUACAACAGAUGGAGCAAGGACAUAAGGCGGAGUUGAUUCGAGUAAAUCAUGAGCACGAUGUCGAGCUACAGCGAAGGCAAGACAACUAUCAAAGCAGAGUUGACAAACUGGAGGAAGGUUUCGCUAUAGCCCUACAGCAAGCAGAGGAGACCCUCAAGUUAGAAAGGGGCCAGUGGAGCCAAACCAAGGGCGACAUGGAGAAAAGGCACAGAAAUGAACUAAGAGACUUGAAAGACGAGCACCGAGAGGAGGUCAGCAGGAGAGGCAAAGAGGCGCUGGCGGAAUGUGCGCGACUUAACGCUCUUAUGGACGAGAUGGAGAGAGAUCAAGUUGCAAAACUCGCGGACAAGACGGCGGCAUUGGAUGCAGAAAAGGCACAGCUGGAAACUCGGUUUGCCGAAAAGGAAGCGAGUCUAAAGAAGAAAUAUCAGGAGAUGAGCACCGCUCUCGAGGAGAAGCACGCCGAGGAGAAGGCACAGUUGCGGAGAGACCGAGAUGCAUACAGUGCGGCCUUGCUAGAACGAGACCGGGCUCGGGACAAAGUCGAGUAUUUGCAGGAUGUCGAGAUCAAAGACAAGUUUCAGGGACUCAAAGAGGAUGUCGAGAACCUGGCACGGUCCGAGUGGAUGAAUGACCCAGGAAAGGAGAAAACGCUGAAGCUUCUCACACCCACGCCAGAGCGGCUGAUGCGCCAAGUCUUGCAGCAUAGUAUCUGGGUCGUCCUCCACGAGCACAUCUUCUGCAGCCCAUUCCGCGUCUUUGGGGACGAAGGGAUGAAGUAUGAGACAGACUGGAUUAAGGAGUGUGGCGGAGAAGACCCUGCCUUCAACAAUGGAGUUUACACUUGGCCUACACCCGAGGUCGACACCGAGCGCUGGCGGUUUGUCACCGUUAAGGAGUGCCGCUCCUUCCUCCGGAAACCAGCGUCUCCCCUUGACCCUCGUGCACAACUGAAGAGGAGCUUUGCGGACAAGCGUGACACCAUCAGGAACGCUCUCAGAGAGAUGCUAAGUGAGGUGGUUGAAGUUGACAAAAGCCACGUACAGAAGCUCGAAAAACUCGCCCAGAAAGCCACCAACGUGUGGUUAGAAUUCAGCAUGCAGCCCUUCCGACUUAUCAUUGAGGUUCAGGGUGCCAAGGUAGAGUCGAUAGAGAGUCGGAUUGUGCAAGCACGCAUGUCAUCCUUCGACCUAGUACUCGUGCCCAGGCUGAAAAGUUUUGGCAACUCAAAGGGCCAGGAUCUCAAAGCGGAAGCAACGAUUGGCAGCUACGACGGCGAGAUUGUGAGGAUCGGGACGUCGACGUCGUCGAAGCCCCCACUGUCGUCGCAGCGUGGACCAUUGUCACGGCGUCCAUCAGUUUCUCGAUGAGCAAGUAACCAUUUACUCUUGCAGACUUUUUUGGUAUUGCGGGAAUCAACAGUCUCUGUUCGAAUUAAGGCGAGCCUUUGGUCUAUGCCUUUGUCUGCAUAGCACCACAGUGUAUCAUUUAUGUCGAGUCUUCCUCUAUCAUGUAUCUGGCCAUGCUAUAAGUGCCCAGAGAAAUGGUUCCAUUACGGGGAAGCAAUGAGUUCAUGAUAGAAAUCACAAUGAAGAUCAAAACAGAAUUUCAAUCACGAUCCAGCCGUAUUAUUGCUUGCGAUUCAUUUUUCUUUAGUGUAAG
Messenger RNA from Mollisia scopiformis, 3239 nucleotides. RefSeq lists its product as uncharacterized. The transcript has 2 exons. The record is from RefSeq and is a predicted model, not a curated record. Bases 203 to 2947 code for a protein of 914 amino acids. Lineage: Eukaryota; Fungi; Ascomycota; Leotiomycetes; Helotiales; Mollisiaceae.